Messenger RNA from Cucumis melo (muskmelon), 1366 nucleotides. RefSeq lists its product as uncharacterized. Lineage: Eukaryota; Viridiplantae; Streptophyta; Magnoliopsida; Cucurbitales; Cucurbitaceae. The coding region runs from base 200 to 1081 and encodes 293 amino acids. Gene Ontology annotation, biological process: microtubule cytoskeleton organization. The transcript has 5 exons. Gene Ontology annotation, cellular component: cytoplasmic microtubule. The record is from RefSeq and is a predicted model, not a curated record. Gene Ontology annotation, molecular function: microtubule binding.
AACACCCUAAGCUCCAACGUCUCUUUACAACGGCGACAUUCAAAUUUCAAAUUUCUAAACCCUAAAAAAAGCAACGAACAAAGAGCCACUCAAAUUCCACUUUCUUUAAAAGAUCAUUACCCUUACCCUCUCCCCCUUCAAUUUCAAAUUUCACCCCCUUCAUUUUCCCCCUCUGCAAAUUCUUCUUCUCACUUUCACCAUGGCCAUGGCUCUCAGACCCAUUGAUAAUGCUCUUCCAGUUACACCAGAAAGGCCGAAGAAGCAAGCCAAAGUUGUGGUUCCAAUCCAGAAGGGUAACGAUGAGAAUCAAGCUCCACUUCCUCCUUCUGCAGAUGCCACCAUUGAUUAUGUUUCUUCUGAAAAUCUCAAGCCAUUGACGGACCCUGAUUCUAAUAAUUUCAUCGAAGGGUUAGAUUCGAAGGAUUGGGUGAAGGUCUGUGAAACGCUCAAUAAUGCUAGGCGUCUCGCGAUUUUUCAUUCUGACCUUUUGCUUCCCUCAUUAGAGAAAGUUAUGGUGGUUUUGAUGAAGUCAAUGAAGAACCCUAGAAGUGCUCUAAUUAAAACCUCGAUCAUGGCUUCCGCUGACAUUUUUAAUGCGUUUGGUGAUCGGUUACUCGAUACAUCCACUAGCAACGCGUUUGAUCAAUUGCUGCUCCAAUUACUUCUCAAAGCUUCUCAAGACAAGAAGUUUGUAUGUGAAGAAGCAGACAAGGCACUGAAAGCUCUAGUGCAAUCCAUGACUCCUCUGCCUCUGCUGCAGAAACUUCGCCCAUAUGUUUCUCAUUCUAACCUUAGAGUCAGAGCCAAAGCCGCCAUUCCAAUUUCUAACUGUGUCUCUAAGAUGGGUCUGGAAGAAAUGAACCAAUAUGGGUUUGUUCCAUUGCUUCAAAUGGCUUCAGAUUUGUUAAACGAUAGGCUACCUGAAGCAAGGGAAGCGGCUCGGAGCAUCGUGAUGGGAAUGUUCAAAGCAUACACAGAGAACGAGGAAGAUAAACAGGAGGCUUGGCAAAGCUUUUGCCAAGCUAAUUUAUCCCCAAUUCACUCUCAGUCCCUGCUCAAAGUUGUUACCUCCUCUCAAUAGCAAUGGUGUUGUUGGAUAUAAAUGUAGAGGUCGGGGUAGUAGAUUGUAGUGCUGCUGGACUUGGCAGAGCUUUAGAAUUUUAAAGUCUUUUUCAAUGUUUGCAAAUUUGUGUGUGUUCAGAAAACGCUUUUACUUAUCUAGAUGAUGAUGAGUUCUUACUUCUACGCGUCUAAAUGCUACUGCUUCCAUAGAAAUCCGUUCUGUAGACAGUUUUUCUUGAUCUCUUCUUUCCGUUCACCUUUUUGGUGAGGAAGAGUGAAGACAUUAAUACAAGUUGUUGGUCCA